Molecule: messenger RNA, 1910 nt
Organism: Labrus bergylta (ballan wrasse)
Lineage: Eukaryota; Metazoa; Chordata; Actinopteri; Labriformes; Labridae
Gene: arxa
Product: aristaless related homeobox a
Biological process (GO): regulation of transcription by RNA polymerase II
Molecular function (GO): RNA polymerase II transcription regulatory region sequence-specific DNA binding; DNA-binding transcription factor activity, RNA polymerase II-specific
Source: RefSeq, a predicted model, not a curated record
AUCAGGCAGCGCAACAACAGCCCAUACGUAUGCUGAGCGAGCGCGUGGAGCCGUAGAGCUGCGCGAGGCAGUCAAACCACUGCCUGUCAUUAGAGAGCGUGACAGAGGAGUGUAACAGGAGAGAGAGAGAGAGAGGUAGGCGAAGUGAAGAAAGGUAGGAGGAGAAGACAGAGAAGAAGCAAAAAAAGAGGGCAAUAGAUCCUGUGCGCGAGAGAGGGUGAGAGAGAGAGAGAGAGAGAGAGAGAGAGAGAGGGGGAGACUGACAGGUGCUACCGAAACUAGACGAACCGAAGCGUCGAUAUGAGUGGCCAGUUUGAGGAAGAUAUCCACGACCGGGCCGAAAGGAAGAGCAGUAAAUCCCCGACGCCGCUGCUCUCCUCUUACUGCAUAGACAGCAUUCUGGGCCGCAGGAGCCCCUGCAAGGUCCGGCUGAUCGGUGCGCAAAGUUUGACGGGUCUGCCCGGGAGAGGGGAGCUCGACAAGACGGCUGACAGAACAACCAAAGACCCACUUUCCCUCAGCGCAGAAAUGCACCUGCCACCAAAGCUCCGCCGACUGUACGGACCCGGCGGCAAGUACCUCCAUGAGCACACGGAGAGUCUGGACCGGGAGCGGCUCCUCCUGGAGCAGGCAAGUGAAAGCCUUAAAAUCAGCCAGGCGCCACAGGUGAGCAUCAGCCGCAGCAAAUCCUACCGGGAGAACGCGUCUCUGAGCCGGGGAGAGGGCGACCGGAGCCCGGGCGAGGGCUCGGAGGACAGCAGUCUGGGACUGGUGGAGCUCGGCCCACUGAAGUUCGAGGAGGACACGGGGAAGGAGGAGAGCUGCGGGGACCCGGUCGCUCUGUCCCCGAAGGACGAGGAGAGAGAGAGCUUGAACGCCGGGGAUGGGGACGUGAGGGACGGGGAGGACAGCGUGUGUCUGUCGGCGGGCAGUGAUUCAGAGGAAGGGAUGCUGAAACGGAAGCAGAGAAGAUACAGGACUACAUUUACCAGUUACCAACUGGAGGAACUGGAGAGAGCUUUCCAGAAGACACAUUACCCCGACGUGUUUACCAGAGAAGAGCUCGCGAUGCGUCUGGAUCUCACCGAGGCCCGCGUUCAAGUGUGGUUUCAGAACCGCAGGGCCAAAUGGAGGAAGCGUGAGAAGGCCGGGGUGCAGGCCCACCCAUCGGGCCUCCCCUUCCCUGGUCCCCUGGCAGCAGGCCACCCUCUCAGCCACUACCUGGAGGGCGGGCCCUUCCCUCAUCACCACCACCCUGCCCUCGAGUCCGCCUGGACAGCCGCCGCAGCUGCAGCCGCUGCCUUCCCUGGCCUGGCCCCUCCUCACAAUGGCUCUGCUCCGCCCCUGGCCACCCCACUCGGCUUAGGCACUUUUCUGGGCACGGCUGCCAUGUUUCGGCACCCUGCCUUCAUUGGACCCACCUUUGGCAGGCUCUUCUCCAGUAUGGGGCCCCUGACCAGUGCUUCCACUGCUGCAGCUCUCCUCCGCCAGCCUGCCCCUCCUGUAGAGAACCCCCCUCACGCGGGCCCAGUCGUCCCCGAUCCUUCCUCUUCUUCCUCCAACUCAGCAGACCGCAGGGCCUCCAGCAUCGCAGCACUGCGCCUCAAGGCCAAGGAACACUCGGCUCAGCUUACCCAGCUGAACAUCCUGCCUGCCGGAGCAGCAGGGAAGGAGGUGUGCUGAACACUCGACACCAGCUUUAGGCCUCUCUGUCCUGGGCUGACGUCCCAUUCCAUGACACCCACCACCCCCCCAAAACAACCCACUCAUACCUCUGGAGACUGAUGUCCCUCUUGUCCGACUGUCCCCCGUUACCUCAAGAUUCCCCGACAAAAUAGCACAACCAAAUUAAGGAAGAGCAGUAGCUAUAAAAAAAAAAAAAAAAAAGUUGUGUGUUUGUGUGUCUCUGG